Manihot esculenta (cassava) is the source of this 3193-nucleotide messenger RNA. RefSeq names its product CRM-domain containing factor CFM3, chloroplastic/mitochondrial. Bases 121 to 2847 code for a protein of 908 amino acids. The transcript has 9 exons. The record is from RefSeq and is a predicted model, not a curated record. NCBI's taxonomy places the organism in Eukaryota, Viridiplantae, Streptophyta, Magnoliopsida, Malpighiales, Euphorbiaceae. Gene Ontology annotation, biological process: RNA splicing, via transesterification reactions. Gene Ontology annotation, molecular function: mRNA binding.
UCUGUAACCAUGGUCUGAACUUUUCUCAAACAUUUGGGCUUCAUGGACACUUCUCAACUGUCAUUGCAUUUUUAGUGCUUUAUUAUCAGCCAAAAGCUUCGAGUAUUGUUAGUGGUAGCCAUGGAUAUGGCUCUCUCGCUUCCACCUUCUGAUUCAUCCCUGUCUCCGUUUCUCCUUCGAACUCAUAAUUGUUCUCCACUUGGAGCUUUCAAAUUUCGAACUUAUUGUUAUUCUCGUCGUUCAAUUCAAGUUUAUGCCGCUACGACCAAGAGAAAGCCAAGGCCUAGCUUCUUUGAACAAAUUCGGGAUAAAUGGUCUGUCAGAGUCCCUUCAAAAAGAGAGAAAUUUCCAUGGGAAGAACAAAAACAACAGCAAUCACAAGAAGAAGACGACGAAGAGGAAGAAAUAGAAGUGCAACAAACAUCUGGAACGGUUUUCGGUGAAGCAGAAACCGAUGCUAGCACAUCAGUGAAUGAUGAUUCAGUGAGUUUUACUCUACCCAGUCGUUUCAUUACAGCUCCUUGGAUUCAUGGAUCAACAUCCCAAAGGACCAACUUCUAUUCUCACCAUAAAAAUGAUGAAAAUGUUAAUGGGAUUGCCAGCCAUCGCGAAGAAACUGCUGUACAUAAUGUUGUUGAUAAAGGAGAAAGUAUGAAGAAGGAAGCUACUUACAACGAAAUAUGCAAGGAAGAUGAUGAUUUGUUAGAUGUUGAUGACACAGAAAGUUUUGAAAAAGAAGUAAAUUAUAAUGACAAAUGUACAGAAGAAAAGGUUGAACUUGGUCCUAUUUCUGUUGAGUUACUAAGCGAGAAGGGAAUUGCAAGAGCUAAGGAGUCAAACGAUGCUAUUUCUCAAAAUGAGAAACCUAUGGGCGAUGGGUACAAGGGAAAUAAUCAGGUUUCUCGUGAUCAUAAUAGCAGUCCAAUCGAAUUGCCGUGGGAGAGAAAGAGUGAAGUGGAGUCUUCCGAAGGAGAUUGGAGGGGGAAGAGAAGCAACACUGAUUUGGCAGAGAGAAUUUUGCCUGAACAUGAGUUGAAGAGGCUGAGGAAUAUUUCCUUGAGGAUGUUUGAGAGGAUUAAAGUUGGGGCUGCAGGCAUUACCCAGGAUUUGGUGGAUGCAGUUCAUGCGAAGUGGAAGCUGGAUGAGGUGGUGAAGCUGAAGUUUGAAGGGCCUCUUUCAUGUAACAUGAAAAGGACACAUGAGAUUUUGGAGGCUAGAACUGGAGGUCUGGUUAUAUGGAGAUCAGGUAGCUCGGUGGUGUUGUACAGACGAAUGUCCUACAACUUUCAAUGUGUACAAUCAUAUUCCAAAAAAAAUGAGGCAAAGAAGGGUAUUUUAUCCCUUUCAGAAGAAGUGACAAGUAACGCUGCAAGUAGUGGAGUGAAGGACUUCAUUGGAACCAGGGAAUCAGUUAUGCCUGAGUAUGCAAAGUAUUUGAAGCAUCUAUCUAAAGAGGAACUUAUGGAUUUUGGUGAACUAGAUCAGUUGUUGGAUGAGCUCGGUCCAAGGUUUAAAGAUUGGUGCGGCCGUGAGCCAUUGCCUGUGGAUGCAGAUUUGCUUCCUGCUGUGGAUCCUGAAUAUAAACCUCCAUUUAGACUUCUUCCUUAUGGGGUAAGACAUAGUUUGACGAACAAGGAGAUGACAGUUUUCCGUAGGCUUGCAAGAACUGUGCCUCCUCAUUUUGCCCUAGGAAGGAACAGAGAAUUGCAAGGUCUGGCAAAAGCUAUGGUGAAGCUAUGGGAAAGAAGUGCUAUUGCAAAGAUAGCCAUAAAACGAGGUGUGCUGAAUACACGAAAUGAAAGAAUGGCAGAAGAACUCAAGAAAUUGACAGGAGGAGUACUACUAUCUAGAAACAAGGAGUACAUUGUAUUUUAUAGGGGAAAUGACUUCUUGCCACCUGCUAUCAUGGAGACACUGAAAGAAAGGCGGAAAUUAACUUUUCUUAAACAAGAUGAGGAAGAGCAAGCCCGCCAGAUGACCUUGCCUUUUAUUGAAUCUAAUGCUAAAAAUACUGAAGGCAUGGUUGCUGGAACUCUUGCUGAAACCAGGGCAGCAACCUUGCACUGGAAGAAUCAACUGGGCAGGGAAGGUGUAGAGGAAAUGCUUAGAGAUGCAUCUUUAGCUAGACUUGCUUCAUUAGUCAAACAUCUUCAGAAUAAACUGGCCCUUGCAAAAGGGAAACUCAAAAAGGCUGAUACAGCUUUAGCAAAAGUACAAGGACAUCUGGAACCAGCAGAUUCUCCAACUGAUUUGGAAACCAUAAAUGAUGAGGAAAGGUUCUUGUUUCGCAAGAUUGGUUUGAGUAUGAAACCUUACCUCCUUCUAGGAAGGAGAGGAGUCUAUGAUGGUACUGUAGAAAAUAUGCACUUACAUUGGAAAUAUCGUGAAGUGGUAAAGGUAAUUGUGAAAGGAAAAAGCUUUGCACAGGUCAAGCAUUUUGCAAUUUCCUUGGAGGCUGAGAGUGGUGGCAUAUUAGUAUCUGUAGAUAGAACAACCAAAGGCUAUGCUAUCAUUAUUUAUCGUGGAAAAAAUUAUCUACGUCCUAAUAUAAUGAGGCCCACAAAUUUAUUGACAAAAAGACAGGCAUUAGCCAGGUCAAUUGAACUUCAGAGACGAGAGGCGCUGAAGCAUCAUAUCUCAGACCUAGAGGAGAGGAUUCAAUUACUGAAGUUUGAACUAGAAGAAAUGAAAUAUGGCAAAAAGAUUGAUGUAGAAAAAACCUUGGGCUCAAUGACGGGGGACACUUCUGUUUCUGAAAGUGGUGUUGAAGAGAAGAAGGAAGAGGCGUAUCUUGAAGUAUAUGACAGUAGCCAUGAAGAUACAUAUGAUCAAACACAAGCAUGCUAGAAAAAAGGCCAGCUGAUUCGGAUUAAGAUGAUGUGCAUAUUAGCUGUUGGGAAAGAUGAAUAAUGGAACUUGCCAAACAAUGGUCAAGAUGAUAGAUGACUCAACAUUUCAUGUCAUGCUCUGGGGACUUACCUAACAUCAUUUGUUGUCUACUAGAGAUUAUGGAAACAUUUUUGUAAUCCAAAUGCGGUGGGGAUGUUAGAACAAGUAACCGUCAGCUUCUACUCUGUUAUUUAAGGGAAGGGCGACUUCCACCAGCAUUACUUGAGUCGUGAAUUCUUGUAUAAGCGUAAUAUGUGCAAAUGAUCUUGCAAUUUUCUUUUAACUAUUAUUAUUUUUUGGCUUA